Setaria italica (foxtail millet) is the source of this 1467-nucleotide messenger RNA. RefSeq names its product pentatricopeptide repeat-containing protein At3g46790, chloroplastic-like. Gene Ontology annotation, molecular function: RNA binding; protein binding. Gene Ontology annotation, biological process: RNA modification. NCBI's taxonomy places the organism in Eukaryota, Viridiplantae, Streptophyta, Magnoliopsida, Poales, Poaceae. Bases 1 to 1467 code for a protein of 488 amino acids. The record is from RefSeq and is a predicted model, not a curated record. The transcript has a single exon.
AUGCAGAUGCAGAGACGCUACUCCACCACCAUGGUAGUCGCCUGCAAGCGACGGCCACGCCCGCGUCCCAGCGAUUCGUACGACCACGUGUCACUCCUGCAGUCUCACCCAGACGCCAGACGCCUCGCGCAAAUCCACUCCCACGUCGUCACCUCCGGCCUGGAGCGCGCCGCUUCGUGGCCGCCGGCCUCGUCGCGCGCUACGCCGCGCUGGGCGGCGCUGGCGUGGCGGUCGCGCGCCAGGUGUUCGACCGCGCGCCCCACAGGGACGCCUUCCUCUGGAACGUCAUGCUCCAGGGCUACGCGCGGGCCGGACCGCCACACGCGCGACAGGCCGUCGCGCUGGUCGCGCGCAUGCGCGCGAGCACCGGGGCGCCCGCGGCCGCUGGGGACGUGCACGUUCGUCGUCAAGGCGUGCGCCGCCGCUGGGGACGACGACGACGACGCCGGGCGCGCCGGCCGGGCCGUGCACGCGCUCGCGGUCGGAGCCGGGUUCGACCUCGACGCCUUCGUGGCCAACGCGCUCGUCGCGUUCUACGCCAGGCUCGGCGACGUGGCGGCAGCGAGGAAGGUGUUCGACGUGGCCGCCGCGAAGGACGUCGUGAGCUGGAACUCGAUGAUCGCCGGGUACGCCCAGAACGGGCGCUCGGACGAGGCGGUCGCGCUGCUCCGUUCCAUGGCGCGGCGCGGCGCGACGUGCCGGCCAGACCUCGUCACCUUAGUCGCCGUGCUCCCGGCCUGCGCGGCGUCGGCGGCCGUCCGCGAAGGCCUGUGGGCGCAUUCGUACGCCGUAAAGAAUGCCUUUCGCGUGGACGACGGUGCGUUGGCAAGCGGGCUCAUUGCCAUGUACGCCGCGUGCGGCCGGCUUGACACCGCCCGGGCCGUCUUCGACCGCGCGCCGUGCCGGAGCCAAGCCGUGUACAGCUCAAUGAUCCAGGCUUACGGGAGCCACGGCCACGGCGUCGAGGCACUGGACCUGUUCCACCUUAUGCUGGCAAACGGCGUCACCCCCGACGGCGUCUGCUUCGUGUCCGUGCUCUCGGCUUGCGCGCACGGCGGGCUGGUCGACGACGGGCUCAGGGUCUUCGACACGAUGGGAGACCACGGCGUGGAGAAGCGGCAGGUGCACUACGCCUGCGUGGUCGACCAGCUCGGCCGCGCCGGGCAGCUGACCCAGGCGCUCGGGGUCGUCGAGUCCAUGCCGUUUCAGCCGGGGAAAGACGUCUGGGGCGCGCUGCUCGGCGCUUGCCGGCUGCACGACGACAUGGAGCUUGCGGAGCGUGCGGCGGAGCGCCUGCUCGUCCUCGACCCAGGGAACGCUGGCCGGUACGCUGCGUUGGCUCAGAUGUACGACGACGCCGGGAGGUGGGACGACGCGUCGAGGGUGAGGAGAUUGAUGCGGGAUCGAGGGGCAAACAAGCCACUUGCAAGCAGUAUUGUUGAGGGACACAUGGACGCAGUAUUCUAA